GGCUUGGGAGUGGCCUGCACCCCUGGUGGGCAACUGUGCCCUGGGCUCCUUCCUGACCCCAUCAGGCCACCAUAGGGCUGUGGAGGUGUGGUUUUGACUUCUGACCUGUCAGGGUUUAAAGCCAGAGUUGCCAGCUUCACUGAAUGCUUCUUUUGUCCUGAGAAAGUUGGGUCCUACAGCUGCAUUGACCAUCAUCAACUUUGCCUAGGGAGCUAGACGAGAAGCCAAGUAACCAGGAAUCAUGUCGGUGAAGCUAACUUUUGUUUCUCCUGCUGAUGGAGGAAGAAUCAGUAGGAGCUGCUCAUUUGCCGGAUUCAGCACUGCACACAACCGAAAAUUAGCAAAGUCUCUUGGCAAAAGUUCAACAAGAUCCAAAAUGUCCGUAAAAUCAGCCAAGAUGUAUUCUUCCCUUCAGAAAGGGGCAGUCCUUUGGGAUCCGAAGCCGGACCAAGUUAAGAAAGUCUUUGAAGCAUUAAAGAAAGGGCUCAACGAAUAUCUGGAAAUGCAUCAGGCAGAGUUGGAUUAUCUGUCAGGGUGCCACAAAGACACAAGAAGGAACUCCAGGCUGGCUUUCUACUAUGAUUUGGAUAAGCAAAUCCGCUCUGUCGAAAGGUACAUCAGAAAACUGGAAUUUCAUAUAAGCAAGGUAGAAGAACUAUAUGAAGCCUACAGCAUCCAGUGCAAACUACGAGAUGGUGCUUCGAAUAUGAAACUUGCUUUUUCCUUGUUCCCUUCCACGAAAGCAUCCAGGGAGAGCCUAGUGGAACUUUAUAAGAACCUCCAAGAAUGUACAGAGGAUAUGUGUCUAAUUGAGGGGGCACUUGAAGUACACUUGGGAGAAUUUCACUUGAAGAUGAAAGGGUUGGUGGGUUAUGCACGUCUCUGCCCGGGAGACCAAUAUGAGGUGUUCAUACGGCUGGGACGGCAGAAGUGGAAACUGAAAGGGAAGAUCGAGACAGACGACAGUCAAACGUGGGAUGAGGAAGAGAAGGUUUUUAUACCCAACCUCCAUGAGAAAUUUGAAAUCAAGGUUACUGAGCUUCGAGGACUGAGUACGCUGUUGGUAGGCAUGGUGAAAUGUGACAGCAUAGACUUCUUUAUCACCAGGCCUCAGACCAUCAUUGUGGAUGUCACUGAACUAGGGACCAUCAAGCUUCAACUGGAGGUGCUUUGGAACCCUUUUGACACAGAGAACCUAAUUUUGUCUCCUGGAUCCACCUCCAAGUUUUCUGUGGGGAGCAGAAAGAACUCCAUAUACAGCUGGACUCCACCAAACACUCCCAGCUUCCGAGAGAAAUACUACCUUUCUGUUUUACAGCAGGGGAAAAAACAGGUAGACAUUGGGGACGAGACCCAAGAUCCCUGUAUCCUGAGCUACUUGGCCGACUGUGAUUUUAACAUGCAUUUGAGGAACACAAGCCACAGCUUCACUGAGACCCCUGAAGGUAGCUCCUUCAGCUCUGAGGACCAGAAAAGCUCAGAGAGCAGAAACGUAACUCCACCUUCAAAUCAAAGGACCUUGUCAUUGACUAUCCUAAGGGACACUUGUGUGGAAAGAGAGCAACGGGAUGGUUUGCGGUGCCAGCCUUUCAGCCGUAGGACGCUGGACAUCCUACAGGAAACGCCUCAUGCUGACUCUGCUCUAACUAUUCCACCCUGUCCUCUGGAUCAGGAGAAGGGUGAGAGCCAAUCCUUCACCUUCAAGUGGGGCCACCCAUCAGCACAAAAAGGACAAGCCCUCUUUGCUGGACAAAGAGGUCUGAAAGACAGUAUUGAUACCAGCCCAGAUGGUGGAAGCAUCAGAUCAAUUGAGAAAACUGUGCAGGCAUUAUUACAUUUGCUGAAAUCAAGGCAUCCUGGUCCCACAGAACUGGAUGAAUUAGAAUACCAGGUUUUCUGUAUUCAGGACAAAUUAAAGCCAAAAAAGUACUAUCCGAAACAUUCCUCAGUGGAGAGCUUGAUGGUGGAGACUGUGCUGGAAAGUUUUGAUUUUCUCAAUGCUGACUGCAGUGCGGAUGAGUUAUCAUCCUUGGGGAGCAUCAGGACCCGCAGUGUCAGCACCAGCACGUACAACGAUGGCACAUUUCAUUCCCUGGGCUAUGAUGCUAAAGCAGGAAAUGAAGAGUUAACCACAGGGAGUGAUGACCUAGACGCACUUCUGAAUGUUCAUCUGCAGUUCUGCAAAGCUCUUCUACAGAAACUCAUUGCACCAAACUUAGCUCCGAUUGUCCAGAAGAGCCUUUUGGAAGAGGUGUCACGACAGAAAUGUGUGCUGGAAAUUGUCUCGGCGCUGGCUGCUCCUGUGCCACGGAACUUGACAUCUGUUGAAGAGAUUAUCCAGAAAGCUAAAAAGCAGAAGCAUUGCCUGAAGAUCUGGAGUGAGUGUACUGAGCGGGGAAGCAUCUUGCUGUGCCCAGUGGAGAGAUUUUGGAACCCGCUGAAAUAUAUAUUGAUGUUUAGGACAAAAGAGAAGUAUCCGGGACACCUAGAAAAAGUAUUGCAGAUGUUCCUGGAGCAGAUAGUGGGUGGGAGCCUGUUAUUUCCUCCAGAAGAUCUCCCACCUGACUCUGUGACGUUAUUCCAGUUUUACAGCUACCUAGAGAAACACCGUGUGAGGGAUUUGGAUAAAUAUUUGGCCAGAUUUGCUAAAGAAGUGCUGUUAAUUGAGGACUUGAAGCAUCCCGGGAGGAUGAAGAAAAUAAAGAAACUGAAAGGGAAACGACUGAGGCAGCUGGUGCCCCUGCCACAGACCUUGCAACUACUGGCUCUUCUGCAGCUGGAUGAAAACCAUCGUGUUGGCAAAGCAGCUGUAUCCUGCCUCUUGCGUGCAGCAGCCAACAGGAACUUCAGGGAAAAGGCACUUCUUUUUUACACGGAUGUUUUAAAUAAUGAUGACACAAAAUUACAGCAAGCUGCAUGCCUGGCCCUCAAAAACCUCAGAGGUAUCGAAAGCAUAGAACAAAUUGCCAGCCUAUGCCUGUCCGAGACAGAGGAAGUACGGAACACUGCCAGAGAAACGACUCUCUCAUUCGGUGAAAAAGGACGGCUGGCUUUUGAGAAAAUGGACAAAAUCUGUUGUGAGCUGAGGGAUACUAUGUACCAAGAAGCUGAAAUUGAAAUCACAGUAUUUUAAACAGUAUUCCCUUACCAUUAAGGGAAACUGCACUUGCUUUUACGUGAACCACUCCAGCAUGUGGAAGAGACUGUAUCCACUGUUAAGCUGUCUCAGCUCAGCAUUUAGUACAAGAAACAGAACCGAGUUUCAGGAUUUUAUCACUGCUGGCAAGUGUCAAGAAGAAAAAAAAUCUUGAUCUCCUAUCUAGACAAUUAAAUAGCCACAUUAUCCCUUCUUCAGCUUAGCCACAGAUGUUAAGCCUGCAGUAUGUUUGGCUUAAUAAAAUAGGCUGCUGUGCGUCCAUAUGGAGAAAGGUGGGAUAAAAGUAAGCAGCGUGCAAAAAACACACUGAAGUUCCAUAUGAGAUUUUUUUUCCCUCCAGCGAGGAAAAGGAUAUUCGAGGAGCUUCUGUCAAAGCUGUGAGAUUACAGAUUCUCUCAGCAGUAUCUGGUGCUGCAGCAGGAAAACGUCUGUGUAGAAAACAAGCUGGAGAACUGUCUGAGUGGAAGACUUUUCCUUGGUGGGAAUCUGCUAAUCAGCCCUGACCUGGAUGGCCCAGGAUAGCCCAGUCUUUUCAGGUCUCAGAAGCUGAGCAGGGUUGGCCCUGUUUUGAAUUGGGAUGGCAGAUCACCUAGGAAAGUCUGGGUCACAACACAGAGGAAGGCAAUGGCAAACCCCGCCUCUGGGCUUGAAAACCUUACAAGGUUGACCUAAGUUGACAGUGCCUUGAUGGCAUUGGCACCACCAGUCCCCAGCAGCUGCAAACCAAGACCAGUAUGCACCCUUCUUCAGGCAAAGGAGAGGAAAUAAAUGUAUAGCCUUCAUUUAAUCUUUGGACCAAAACUUGUCAAAUGCCUAUUUCUAAAAGCACAACAGUAAAUUAAUCUGCAACCACUGUUUGGUGCUCUUGCUGCAUUAUGGGAGAAACUUAACACAAACAUGUUGUGAGCCUGAAUAUACAAAGGGAAUCUUGAGAGAUUUGUGGCCCGCUGCCCUAUUAGCAGAAAGAUACAAUGCAUUUCUAAAGGUAGAUGCACCAGUGUCUAAUGCAAGCAAUACACCAUCAACUCCUAUUUGAGGCCCUCAUUCCAGGCUUAAGAAUCUAGAUGUUGUGGAGAACUAUUUUUACAUCUACGGCUGCACUCCUAAGCAGAUUUACUUAAAUAAUGAAAUUCAGUGAGACAUUCAAGUAAACAUGGCUGAGAGAGGGCUGUGGCAUUCACUGCCGUCAUUGGUGUUUUUCUCCAGGGUUGAAUGAGAAAGUUCCAAGUGUGUUCCCAAGUUCCCAUUACUGGAUCACAGCCCUUGGCUUACAGUGUAUAUAUUUUAUACAGUAUUUUGUGCUUUGUACUUUUUCAGUAUUUAUUGCUGGGGUUAGUUUACAUAUUCUGUUUGGGUUUUUUUUAGUUUUAUUAAAGCAUUUGCAACAUAA
This is a messenger RNA of Heteronotia binoei (common prickly gecko), 4547 nucleotides long. It is a transcript of the gene RIPOR3, whose product is annotated as RIPOR family member 3. Lineage: Eukaryota; Metazoa; Chordata; Lepidosauria; Squamata; Gekkonidae. The transcript is spliced from 22 exons. The record is from RefSeq and is a predicted model, not a curated record. The coding region runs from base 242 to 3133 and encodes 963 amino acids.